AUGUACUUCUUCCUCUUCAACCUCGCCCUCCUCGACCUUGGCUCCAUCUCCACCACUGUCCCCAAAUCCAUGGCCAAUUCCCUGAGGAACACCAGGUCCAUUUCCUACUCAGGAUGUGUUGCCCAGGUCUUCCUGGUUAUCUUCUUGUUUUCAGCAGAGUAUUAUCUUCUCACUGUCAUGGCCUAUGACCGCUAUGUUGCCAUCUGCAAACCCCUGCACUAUGGCACAAUCAUGGACAGCAGAGCUUGUGUCAGAAUGGCAGCAGCUGCCUGGGCCAGUGGUUUUAUCAAUGCUGUGCUGCACACUGGGAACACAUUUUCAAUACCACUCUGCCAAGGCAAUGCUGUGGACCAGUUCUUCUGUGAAAUCCCCCAAAUCUUCAAACUCUCCUGCACAGACUCCUACCUCAGGGAAGUUGGACUUAUUGUGGUUAGUGUCUUUUUAGUCUUCUGGUGUUUCAUUUUCAUUGUGCUGACUUAUGUGCAGAUCUUCAGGGCUGUGCUGAGGAUCCCCUCUGAGCAGGGCCAGCACAAAGCCUUUUCCAUGUGCCUCCCUCACCUGGCCGUGGUCUCCCUGUUUGUUGUGACUCUCACGUUUGCCUACCUGAAGCCCCCCAAUUUUUCCUCCCCAGCUCUGGAUCUAGUGGUGACUGUUCUGUAUUCGAUGGUGCCUCCAGCAGUGAACCCCCUCAUCUACAGCAUGAGGAACAAGGAGCUCCAGGAGUCAGUGAGGAAACUGUUCCAGCUGGUACAAGUACAGCAGCCAUAG
This is a messenger RNA of Rhea pennata, 768 nucleotides long. RefSeq names its product olfactory receptor 14A16-like. Bases 1 to 768 code for a protein of 255 amino acids. Gene Ontology annotation, cellular component: membrane. Gene Ontology annotation, biological process: G protein-coupled receptor signaling pathway. Lineage: Eukaryota; Metazoa; Chordata; Aves; Rheiformes; Rheidae. Gene Ontology annotation, molecular function: odorant binding; olfactory receptor activity; G protein-coupled receptor activity. The transcript has a single exon. The record is from RefSeq and is a predicted model, not a curated record.